AUGACCUUCAUCCAGGACAUAGCAAAUCCUGUGAAUCCACAUGGGAAGUGUUUCAUCGCGGAGCUGGAGGUCCCUUGGGUCGACAUCAGCUUCUAUGCUAAGCAGCAGCUGUUAAAGAAGCCUCCAUUGGAGGAAUGCGGCGUUGUGAUUGAUUGUGGGAGUGUGGAAAGAUUCCUCAUUCCAACAAUCAGGACAAGGACAGCUGGCAACGGCAGUGUGGCAGUCAAAUGUAUUGACAUUGCGACUCCCAUCAGCCACGAUGAGGGAGAAGCCUACGAGCGAGUCGGAAUCCGGCUUCCUACUGGCGCCUUCACAUAUGCAUUUUUCGAGUCGCAGUAUCUGGCGCGGGCAGAGGAUCCACGCAGAGGCGCCCUCUUCCUUAUCGAUCCGAACAUGAUCCUGUGUCAAAAUGCGAUGACAGAGGCGCAGAAGAAGGAUUUUCAGACCUACGGUGGCAAGAAAGUCCUGUACUUUGAUGUUCUGGAUGAUCCCAACAUCAAGGAGAGGAGAGCCGAAAUCCAGAGAUGUCGCGAAAAGGGCGACGAACAACGCAAAAGAUAUGAGGAGGCCGAUAGAAAGUGGGAAGAAGAGCGAGAGCAAAGACUCUUGCAGGCACAGCAGGAGGAGGCGAAGCCGAAGCUCAGCAAGAAGGCGAAGCAGAAGGCUCGACAAGCACUGAAGAAAGGCAUAAAGCCUGGGAUAGAGGAGCAGAAGGAAACGGUUGUAGACAAAGCCGACGACGAAGCAAACGAAGAGGAAGACUCCGAGCAGGAGCGGCUCCACAAGCAGCGCCAAGCGGAGCGGCGCGCCAAGAUAGAGGAGGACCUAAAGCAAGAGAAGGAACAAGAUUCGCAACGAAAAAAGUUGGAAAUGGCUGAGGCCAAGCGUCAAGCUCAAGAGGAAGCAAACCGAAUUGCAACCAUGAAGACGCUUUUGCAGAAGGUGCAGUCCUCCUUGCCGACCUCUGGCUACUCGGGGCAGACCACCUGA
Messenger RNA from Symbiodinium sp. CCMP2456, 990 nucleotides. The record is from the annotation of a GenBank genome assembly. NCBI's taxonomy places the organism in Eukaryota, Dinophyceae, Suessiales, Symbiodiniaceae.